CAGUCAUUUGAUCAGCAGCAGCUUAAACAGAUUUCACUUUAAUCCAUUUAAUGUUUCUUUCAGCUCAGGUCUGUAAACCUAGAAGAACAGGGUUACUUCCGUUCCUUUUACCAGCUUUACUUGUUUAAAUGGAGGCACAAAGCUGAUAUCUCCAAGCACAUUAACUGGCUAUUGAAUUUGCUCCAUUAAUCCUUCCCACUCACGUCAUGGAAGCCGUUUCAAAGCUCCUUUUCAGAUAAAAACUAACCUCCAGAAAGCCUGAGGGGGGGGUAUCCACCAAAUACACAACAAUAUGACACAGAGGAGUAAAUAUAGCAACAAGACGGGACAUUUAAGACAUUGCAGCACAGAGGAACUCAUCUCAGAUUUGUUGAUGCUCGAUACUGACGCAAAGAUCAUUUAUUACUUGUUUGUUAUGUUCUUCUGCCUUAAUUUUCAUUCAGCUUCAGUGUCAACAGUUUAAUCAGAGGCAUUGAUACGGACGUUACCAUGCACUGUGUGAGCAGAGGAGGCAGCUACCUGGUGAACUCCUACUGUGAUCUACAGGAGGACAAUCUGUGGAAGAAGGAGAGCUACAUCUCCUGCUGGCUGAAUGUGGUUCUGGAAACGAGACCUCAGUACAGGUUGACCCUGUCAGAGACCGACAGAGUUCGCAGAGAGAGUUAUAAGCAGCAGCAGGUGGUCCAUCUAAUGGUUCAGAGGAGCCCCAACCAGACACUGAAGCUGGGCAGGGAGAGGGGAGUCAUGACAGAGUUCCAGCUGCCGCUCUCCACCUGCACAGUGCUGCCCGCCAGGAGAAAUAUUACAGCAGGCAAAGAGGAAACCUCGGCCAAAACUCAGGACCUGUGCAAGCCAGUCAGAGGGAACUUCAGAGCCUCGGGUCUGAUGUCCUCUCCAAGAGAAGUCUCUCAUCGAGUACCAAGGAGGGAGUAAUGAGAUUAAAACUGCAGUUCUGGAAAUAAACUCUAAACUGUCUGACCUACACUGUAAUUUUCAGAGAACUGGACUAAUAAUAAUAGGCAACAAGAUCUGCCUAGUUUAUAUCUAUAAUAACAUCACUAUUCAAAAAUGCAAUAAUCUUGCAAACUAUGAUUUAUACUGGUAAAAUAAAACUAUAACAAAAGUCGUGUUAAGCUUUUGAUUCCAAAUGUAGAAAUAAACAUGUUGGUUUAAACAGUAUGGCCUGGUCUAAUAUGAAAUAUAACAGUUUUUAACUUUCAAUUUUAACAUAAUCCUGGCUAUAUCUACUCAUGCAAAUAUUGCAAACAUCUAGUCUCAGAUUAAAAGAUCUGCAUACAAGAUGCAGAGAGCGCCCCCUUCUGGACAAUGUAUAGUUUGAAGUAAGAAAAAAACCCUAACCUGGCAUAAUCCAGAUUCAAACUGUGUAGAAGUCAAAUUGAACUACAUGUAUGGAUCUGGAAAGCAUCCAGUAGAAAGUGUUUGCAAAAGGGAGGGACAGUCAGUACAAUUCUUGAGCUGAUUGGGUGCGUUUCUCCCAUGUGAGUUUUUAGCCAAUCACAGCCACAGUAGCAGCUGAGAGAUUCUUUGUUUAAUGGAGUAAACUCUCUUAGCAAAUAUGGUCUGGAGGAAUGUGUAACCAUAUACCCAUCCACAAAGGUAAAAAAUCACAGCCCC
This is a messenger RNA of Cyprinodon variegatus (sheepshead minnow), 1635 nucleotides long. RefSeq names its product telethonin-like. The transcript has 2 exons. Bases 490 to 933 code for a protein of 147 amino acids. Gene Ontology annotation, molecular function: structural constituent of muscle; protein-macromolecule adaptor activity; titin Z domain binding. Gene Ontology annotation, cellular component: Z disc. Gene Ontology annotation, biological process: skeletal muscle myosin thick filament assembly; cardiac muscle contraction; skeletal muscle contraction. Lineage: Eukaryota; Metazoa; Chordata; Actinopteri; Cyprinodontiformes; Cyprinodontidae. The record is from RefSeq and is a predicted model, not a curated record.